GGUUGCCAUGACGCUGCAGCGCUUGCACUCGAACGGGAACUACCCGUCGGUGGCCUCUCUCGCGAGCGCCCAGCGCGCCGCGCUCGUCGCGCCGCUCGUCGCCCUCGGCGCUGUGGGCCUCUCGCUCGGCGCUGCGUGGGCGUGGCAGGCCAAGCAGCAGAUGCCGCUGCUCGACGAUCGCGCCGAGGAAGAGGGCGCGGAGGGGGAGGGGGCGUGCGUGGAUCUGCCGGCGGCCACCAAGCCGGCGGCGCGACGCCGCCACAAGCGGCAGAAGGGGCGCUCUGCCGACGCCAAGGCGGUUGCGGCGGCGCAGCGCGGCAAGGCCUCCUCCGCAGAGGAGGGGUCGGAGGCGGGGAGCGAGGGGGCGACCGGCAAGGCGUACGGCAAGGGGUCGGCGGACGGCGUCGAGCGUGCCGACUCCGACACCGCCUCGACGCACGAGCCGGCCGCCGAGGCUGCGGCGCUUGCCCCUCCGGGGGAUGCGGACGACGCCGCCGACGACGCUGCCGCCGACGACGCGGCAGCCGACGACAGCGCGGCCGAUGUCGAGGUUGCGCCGAUGCCGGCCAGUGAGCCGGAGCUGUGGACGACCAGCAUGCCCGCCUCACCCCCCGCCGCCUGGAGCGAGGAUGCCGCCAGCCCGGGUGGCUGGAACGUCGUUGAGCGGCGACGCGCGCGCACCCGGCGGCCUUCCCCGGAGCCCGACGCGGCGAGCGGCGCCGGGGAGGGCCCUGUCGCGGCGGCGGAAGCUGCUGCUGCGGGCGCAACGUCGGACGCCGGCCUGGCUGUGCUCUCCCCGGAGCCGCUGCCUGAGCCAGAGGCCGACGACGACGCCGGCGCUUCUGCUUCCGCGGCCGCUGCGGCGGUCGCGGCUGUCGGGGCGGCCUCCUCUCCCGACGGCGAGAAGAAGCGGCGGAGACGCAAGAAGAAGGCAAAGGGGGAGGAGCAGCAGCCCAAGGGGGACGGGGCCGACGGGGCGGGCUCGGAUGACCAGGCCGGCGCCCCCAGCGCGUGGAGUGUCAGCGUCUCGUCUGACGAGACGCUGCCCCCGCUGCCGUGGUCCAACGCCGCUGCCGCCGCCGCCGACGACGCCGCCUCAACAGAGGCGGCGGUGGCGGCGGCCACCGCCGAGGCGGAGCUGUCGGCAGAGGAGGCCAUCCCCCCCGUCGCAACGAUGGAGGUUGGCGCUUGGGGGGCCCGACCAAGGGGAAGCGGCCCCGGCAAAGACGGCGGCUGGGCCACCGUGACGCGGCGGCGGGGCGGCAAGCGGCGCGAGGAGCGGGCUUCCGGCCCCGUUGCGGGCGGCGCGUGAGGGCCGCGCCGCCAGCUCGCUCCACCCGCGCCCUGGCGUAGAGCAGACCAGCCGCGCCGGGGCUGGUGCGGGUUGGGGGGAGGACGCCUGACGGGGCCGUCCGGCGGCUCUUGUGUUUUGCGGCCGCCUUCACUGUGUCGGUGAGCUGGGGCUUGCCCGCCACUGCUGUGCUUAGAUGCACCGAGGGACAGAGGAGAGGAGGUGCGUGAUGGAGGGUGUUGUGAGGAGGGGAGGGGGGGAGUGUGGUGUGCGUGUCUGUCGCCGCUGUGAUGUGCAUGCGGGAUGCGAGAGAUGCGAGAUCGAGAGAGAUGAUGGCCUCCGCCGCCGUACGUGUCGCCGCGCCGCUCGGCUGUGCGCGCACUCGAGUGUUGGUGUUGGGUUGUCCCGGCAGUCUCACACCGCGAGUGACGCGCACUGUCUUAGUUCUGGUUCGCUUGCUUUUGUCUGUCAGUUGAGGUGUUGGCUGAAGUAAGUCGUCUGUGGGUCGUUUGCUUCAAUCGUUCUCGAAAUAAGUGUGGUCAA
Messenger RNA from Emiliania huxleyi CCMP1516, 1834 nucleotides. RefSeq lists its product as hypothetical. Bases 8 to 1312 code for a protein of 434 amino acids. The transcript has 2 exons. Lineage: Eukaryota; Haptophyta; Isochrysidales; Noelaerhabdaceae. The record is from RefSeq and is a predicted model, not a curated record.